Zingiber officinale is the source of this 1818-nucleotide messenger RNA. RefSeq lists its product as uncharacterized. The transcript has 2 exons. Bases 1091 to 1534 code for a protein of 147 amino acids. The record is from RefSeq and is a predicted model, not a curated record. Lineage: Eukaryota; Viridiplantae; Streptophyta; Magnoliopsida; Zingiberales; Zingiberaceae.
GUCACAUCUCCUGAUCUUCCCUAUGCCUCGAGUCUUUUCAGGUGAUCCAUUCGUUUCUCUCCCGGUUUCCAUUGCAAGCUUGUAAGACUGUAAAGCAUAUCUCUCACCACAGAUUCUCUCUAACUCAUUUUACUUUGAACUCUGUGUUCUUGAGGUGAGUUGCUGGUAGUGAGAAUGCGAUCAAAUCAUUUUUUUUGUCAAACUCAAAAAGCAGCGUAUAGACUGACCACUGAUAGCUCUGUCCUGUCUUUGUAGCCUCCCAUCAGUCUUCCAUUUUUCUCUUGCAUUGCAGCUUUUCUUUUCAAAAGUGAUGGUGGGAACUAUGUAAGAUGCUACCUUGAUCUUUGUUUAUCAUUUUGUUUGCCCUACCAAGGCAAUGCCUAAGCAUUUUCUUAGAAUGUGACAAUUGCUUUUAAGAGUGACCAAUCAAAGCCUUCGGUUAUGCUUGUGAUUGCCAAUUUGCCAUUGCUGAGGAACGCAGUACUGAUUUUUUUUUUUGUAAAGAGAGGCCAGCCUUUUGCAGUCCAUUGUAGUCAGUCGAACGAAGAGUCUAUGACUUCGAUUUGGUUUGCAUUAUCAAGGAGCUGAGGUUCUCUCAACAUUUACAGCCAACGUUUUGAAGCUCCAGGCUCUGUCAGGUUUUUGCCUUCCACUGUUCUUUCCUGUCAGUUCUCAUUCAUUUCUGUGAAUUAGGAUCAAUCGAGGGACUUGUUUCCGUCUUCUCCUUCAUCCCCAAAACCAUUGCAACAUUCAUCAUUUGCCCCGCUUAAUCACUUGCAGAUUGAAAGCAGAUUUAAGCUUUUUAUCCAUGAGUAAGCCUUUUUCAGAAUUGAAACUUCUGCUUCUUACUGUUGAAUGACUCUCCUCUUUUCUUUCUUUCUCGAAGAUAAUUUGGUGUUCUCCAGAUCAAUAGAAAUCUCUCUUUAGCUCAGUUGGUCCCUUAUCAGGAACCUGUUCUAUGCAUUAGUCUUCUUCAUGUUCAGAUGCAUAAGAACUGCAUGUAUGCCCAAUCCUGAAAAACAUAAUAGACACACUUCAUCCGCAUUGAUUAACCAGACACGACGGCGAACAAGGAGUGACCAGUGAUACGAUGAAUGGUUUCGGAGAAAGUUCGAAGCCAUGGGGCGGAGAUUCCUCCGCUCCAUCAGAACCAGCUUACAGCAAAGAUGGCUCCUGGAAAGAUCUGGGAACAUCGAUGAGCGCGAUAUCGUUUGGUUUAGCCGCCACCGCGAUCUUGAUCGCCAUGUUCCUCGUCAUGGCGAUAUUUGAGCAUGUGAUCAAGCCGAGGGCCUCCUUCCUUCGUCCUCGGAGCAUCGCACAGGCCUCCCGGGAGGUGGGACAGCCUCACGGCCACACCAUCGCCAUCGAGAAGCUUCAGAAUACCCACACAGCUUUGGCCGUCGACUUCCCUGUUUUGAUGCCGGGGCAGGCGUUUCCUACCUUCAUUGCUCAACCUUCGCCUCUUCCGUGCCAAAGGGAGGGCAUGCAGUGGCCUUCCCACGAUGCCGGUUUGCAUCGCUCAACCUUCCUAUAAAGGGAAAGAUGUUCAAGUGUUCGGUUCUUUGCCGCAAUGUGCAUAUUUCCAGUUUGAGCUGCUUCUUGUAGCGUACGAGUGUCGAGUUGGCACAGUUCGUUUCUGAUUUGAUGCUUGUUCAGUGUGAAGUUGGACUAUGAAUCUGAACGAACGGAUCCGACAUGGUUCAUGAUCCGACCCGAAAGAAUAUUUUGGUAACCUCAGUUCUUCCUAAACUGCGCCGGGUUAAUUAAAGUAACAAAAAAAAAUUAACACUUAGGGCAAGGCGCGAUCCGAUUUGGCCC